This is a messenger RNA of Spirodela intermedia, 168 nucleotides long. The record is from the annotation of a GenBank genome assembly. NCBI's taxonomy places the organism in Eukaryota, Viridiplantae, Streptophyta, Magnoliopsida, Alismatales, Araceae.
AUGCGCCUUGCGCCAGCAGGGCGGCGUGGACGCGGCGGCCGACGAAUCCGCCGGCCCCCGUCAGGAGAAUUCGACGCCCCAAGAGCGUCAUUGGCUCAGCCCUGCCGCUUCAGACGCGCCAUAUCGGCAUCGACCAUUUCAGCGAUCAUCUCGUCCAGGCUGAUCUGA